GCUAGGUUCCGUUAUUCCAAGCUGAGAAAUAGCAGAACAUAGAAUAGAAGCGAGUGCUGGCAACAUGGAUGAUGAAGAGAGGAGGGGAGAUACAAAUACAAACCAAGAGGCCACCGUUGCGAUGAAUCACCACCCACCUCAGACAGGAAAUGGUGGAGAUGAAAAACAAGAUUUGAAGAAGAAAGGAGAAGAAGAUGAGAGGAGUGAGAAGAAGAGCAUCCCAUACUACAAAUUGUUCUCCUUUGCGGAUGGCACAGACAUGGGAAUGAUGGUGGUGGGCACAAUAUCUGGAAUUGCAAAUGGGGUGUCCAUGCCCCUCGUCAUCCUACUGUUUGGCCAGUUGAUCGAUUCUUUUGGACACACCCAGGGCACCAACAAUGUGGUUCACGAAAUUUCCAAGGUUUGUCUCAAACUGAUCUACUUGGCUGCGGGAACCGCUGUAGCAGCAUUCUUGCAGGUGGCUUGUUGGAUGAUCACAGGGGAGAGACAGGCUGCACGGAUACGGAGUUUAUACCUGAAAACGAUAUUGAGGCAAGAUAUCGGUUUCUUUGAUAGAGAAGCAAACCCAGGAGAAGUUGUUGGAAGGAUGUCCGGUGACACUGUUCUGAUUCAAGACGCCAUCGGUGAGAAGGUUGGCAAGUUUAUACAGUUGAUGUCGAUAUUCGUGGGUGGCUUCGUGGUAGCAUUCGCCAAAGGCUGGCUUCUCACCCUUGUCAUGUUAUCUUCCAUUCCUCUUCUUGUAGUCGCUGGUGCAGUCAUGUCCAUUGUUAUAGGGAAGAUGACAUCCCGUGGACAAACUGCUUACUCACAGGCAGCAAUAGUUGUGGAACAGACACUCAGCUCUAUCAGAACGGUCGCCUCAUUUACUGGAGAGAAGGAAGCUAUAACUAAAUAUAACAAGUCACUAAGGACUGCAUAUAAAUCCGGUGUUCUUGAGGGUUUGGCUGUUGGGUUAGGCCUUGGUGCUGUCUUUUUCAUCAUAUACUGCGGUUAUGCUUUGGCAGUUUGGUAUGGUGGAAAGCUGAUACUUGAUAAAGGCUAUACAGGGGGCCGAGUUGUUAAUGUAAUUGUUGCUGUCUUGUCUGGUGCCUUGUCCUUAGGUCAGGCAUCUCCAUGCAUGAGCGCAUUUUCUGCAGGGCAAGCAGCAGCAUUCAAGAUGCUUGAGACAAUCAAGAGAAAGCCAGAGAUAGACUCCUAUGACAACAAGGGGAAGCUUCUGAAUGAUAUUCGUGGAGAUAUCGAAUUGAGGGAUGUUUACUUCAGUUAUCCGGCUAGACCAACUGAGCAGAUAUUUAGUGGGUUUUCUCUUUCCGUUCACAGUGGCACAACUGCAGCUUUGGUUGGACAGAGUGGAAGUGGGAAGUCGACAGUGAUCAAUCUGAUAGAGAGAUUUUAUGAUCCUCAAGCUGGUCAAAUUCUCAUUGAUGGAAUAAAUCUCAAGGAGUUUCAGCUUAAAUGGAUUAGGGGCAAAAUCGGGCUCGUUAGCCAGGAACCCGUACUGUUUGCUUCUAGUAUUAAAGACAAUAUAACCUAUGGGAAGGACGGUGCUUCUCUUGAAGAGAUCAGAUCUGCAGUCGAACUUGCCAAUGCUGACAAAUUCAUAGAUAAACUUCCUCAGGGACUGGAAACUUUGGUUGGUGAGAAUGGAGUUCAGCUGUCUGGAGGCCAGAAGCAAAGAGUUGCUAUAGCGAGAGCAAUUCUAAAAGAACCACGAAUCCUACUCCUAGAUGAAGCAACAAGUGCACUUGAUUCAGAAUCUGAGCGAAUUGUGCAAGAGGCAUUGGACAGGUUUAUGGUCAACAGAACUACCAUCAUCGUUGCUCAUCGCUUGAUUACAGUUAGGAAUGCUGAUAUGAUUGCUGUCGUUCAUCAAGGAAAGAUUGUAGAACAAGGCUCUCAUUCUGAGUUACUCAAGGAUCCCAAUGGAGUAUACUGCCAUCUAACACAGUUGCAAGAAGUGAACCAAGAUUCAGAACAUCAAGCACUAAAUGUAGAACCAGACAUUAUAGUGGAUUCUCAGAGGCAUUCAAGCAGUCGUAUUUCCCUAUUACGCUCCAUAAGUAGGGGAUCAUCGGGGGUUGGAAACAGCAGCCGCCAUUCGUUCUCAGCCUCAUUUGGUCUACCCAAUGGAUUUAAUAUCCAAGACACUGCAGUAAUAGAAUCCCGUACCCCACUUCCACCACCUUCUCAACAGCCAGUGACAGUCCCACUCUGGCGCCUUGCCUAUCUGAAUAAGCCAGAGAUCCCAGUCCUAGUACUUGGAGUGAUAUCAGCAGGAGUCAGUGGUGCAAUACUUCCAGUUUAUGGGAUAUUCAUCUCUAGUGUAAUAAAGACAUUCUUUAUGCAGUCAAGUGAACUUAAGAAGGACUCACACUUUUGGGCUAUCAUGUUUGUUGUCCUUGGCCUGGUAUCAUUACUGGCAUUUCCAUCAAGGACAUACUUCUUUUCAGUUGCUGGUUGUAAGUUAAUAGAAAGGGUCCGAUCAAUGUGCUUCAAAAAGGUGGUUUACAUGGAGGUUGGUUGGUUUGAUGACCCCGAUCACAUGAGUGGUGCCAUUGGUGCAAGGCUUUCUGCAGAUGCAGCAACCGUGCGGGGUCUGGUAGGGGAUUCCCUUGCCCUGCUCGUGCAGAAUGCUGCAACAGCAAUUGUGGGUUUGGUCAUUGCUUUCCAAGCAAACUGGCAAUUGUCUCUUAUAAUCCUUGCUUUGCUGCCUCUAAUAGGUCUUAGUGGAUUGGCCCAAUUUGAGUUCGUCAAAGGAUUUAGUGCAGAUGCGAAGAUGAUGUAUGAAGAAGCAAGCCAAGUUGCUAAAGAUGCUGUUGGGAGCAUUAGAACAGUUGCUUCUUUUUGUGCAGAAGAGAAGGUGAUGCAACUGUACAAAAAGAAAUGUGAAGGCCCAUUGAAAACAGGGAUGAGGCAAGGGUUGGUAGGUGGGGUUGGUUUUGGGCUGUCCUUUUUCUUCCUGUACUGUGUUUAUGCAACCAGUUUCUAUGCUGGAGCACGGCUUGUUCAGGAUGGAAAAACAACACCUUGGAAUGUUUUCCGUGUUUUCUUUGCACUCUUCAUGAUAGCUGUUGGAAUCUCUCAAUCUAGUUCUUUUGCACCUGAUUUCACCAAAGCCAAGUCUUCUACUGCUUCCAUUUUUGGAAUUCUUGACCAGAAGUCCAAGAUAGACCCAAGUGAUGACUCUGGAUUAAUUUUAGAAAAUGUGAAGGGAGAAAUUGAAUUUUCACAUGUCAAUUUUAAUUACCCAACAAGGCCUGACAUUCAAAUUUUUCAAGACCUCUGCUUGGCCAUCCAUUCCAACAAGACAGUUGCUCUGGUUGGAGAAAGUGGAUGUGGGAAAUCAACAGCGAUAUCAUUGUUGCAGAGAUUUUAUGAUCCUAGUUCAGGCCACAUUACUCUAGAUGGAAUAGAUAUUCAGAAGUUUAAGCUGAAGUGGUUGAGGCAGCAGAUGGGCUUGGUGAGUCAAGAACCUGUCUUAUUCAAUGACACCAUCCGAGCCAACAUUACAUAUGGAAAGGAAGGAAAUGCUACAGAAGCUGAGAUUAUAUCUGCAGCUGAACUGGCAAAUGCCCACAAGUUCAUUAGUGGAUUGCAACAUGGGUAUGAUACAAUAGUAGGAGAGAGAGGAGUCCAAUUGUCAGGUGGGCAAAAGCAACGUGUGGCAAUUGCACGUGCCAUAGUGAAGGGGCCAAAGAUCCUACUACUUGAUGAAGCAACAAGUGCAAUUGAUGCUGAAUCUGAGAGAGUGGUCCAAGUUGCAUUGGACCAAGUCAUGGUGGAUCGAACCACAGUUGUAGUGGCUCACAGAUUAUCCACAAUUAAGAAUGCAGAUUUGAUUGCAGUGAUCAAGAAUGGAGUCAUUGCUGAAAAAGGGAAGCAUGAAACAUUAGUCAAUAUCAAAGAUGGUGUUUAUGCGUCUUUGGCUGCAAUUUACAUGGCUGCUGCUAAUGAGUCAUCUACAUGAGUUUCUAGUUAUGAUUCUUCAUUAGUGUUAAGAAUGCAGAUUUUAUUUGCUUUUUCUUUUUUAUUAUUUUAGGAUGUAAAAUUAGAGGGUGAAUCUUUGUGGUCUACAAUCUCUAUUAUAUCUAUACCUGGCCAAUCGAUAUAACUAUACGAGGGAGAAAACUUUCCAGGGACAUUUUUGUGGUACGAAUUAAAACAAGUUCUACAUUAACACCAAACAAGUUACUUGCGUGUUGUGACAUUGCAAUUUGCAAGUUGCAUUUCACCCUACUACAAGUUGCGCUUGAUGCUAUACAUGUUAUGGGGCUCAUGUAUCAACAUGUGGACAUAAAAGUGUAUCCUUUUUGUUGAAGAUUAAUUAGUCUUAUGAUGUUUUUCUGAGUAGA
This is a messenger RNA of Nelumbo nucifera (sacred lotus), 4352 nucleotides long. RefSeq names its product ABC transporter B family member 4-like. NCBI's taxonomy places the organism in Eukaryota, Viridiplantae, Streptophyta, Magnoliopsida, Proteales, Nelumbonaceae. Gene Ontology annotation, biological process: oligopeptide export from mitochondrion. Gene Ontology annotation, molecular function: ATP hydrolysis activity; ATP binding; ABC-type oligopeptide transporter activity. The record is from RefSeq and is a predicted model, not a curated record. Gene Ontology annotation, cellular component: mitochondrial inner membrane.